Molecule: messenger RNA, 5822 nt
Organism: Xiphophorus hellerii (green swordtail)
Lineage: Eukaryota; Metazoa; Chordata; Actinopteri; Cyprinodontiformes; Poeciliidae
Gene: epx
Product: eosinophil peroxidase
Biological process (GO): response to oxidative stress
Molecular function (GO): peroxidase activity; calcium ion binding; heme binding
Source: RefSeq, a predicted model, not a curated record
AUGUUUGUUGUUGCAAAAAGGGAACAUGAACAAAGUGAGCAGAAUAUCAAAUAUUACUUCUCUGGCUAUAUUUUAUUAAUUUUAAGGCAGCUUGUUUUUCUACUCCCAACAUUGGAGGAUAAGUAAUGUGGGUCAAAUGUGAUCAAAUGAAUAACAGAGUAAUGAAAUGAGGUCAGUGACCCAUUUGAUGCUAUCACACACCUGGAGGAUCAAAGAGGUGAGUUUUUCACCACAUCACGUUUGACUUUUAAAGGCUCCAAAUGGGCAAAGUCGCUGAGUGAAGACUCCCACUGUAAUUAACUGAUAUCGUUACGGAUUUUCCCUCCUAUUUUUUUAAUGUCAUGUUUUGCUUCCUCGUUAUUUCCCAGAAUCCCUGCCUCCCUCCUCUUCCCGCCCGUCCACCUGUCUGUGUCAUUGGCACAGGGAUGAUGAGAUUAACACUAGGAACUACACAAACCCGAUUGUACUAAACAUACAGAGAACUUCGAAGAUACGCUCUGACAUUUUGCAACAGUUCAUUUAAUUUUUCCCUUUAUUGGGAUUUUUUGUGAUAAACGUGUAGAGGAAAGAAAAGGUUACAUAGUUUUCAAAUGUACUGUGUGCAUUUGUUUACUCUCACCCUCGUAAAGUUAUGGUGACUUGAGAAGUUUGGUAGAAUUUAUUAGUGAUCAUGGAAAACUUAGAAACAGCAGAUGGAGAAAGAAAGUUGUGGAGAAGUUUAAAGCAGGAUUAGGUGAUAAAAUAUCUCAAGCUUUAUGUAUGUCAUAAUCAAUACUGAAUACUGAUAUGCAAGAUGCGUCACUGGUCACUGUAAAAGAAUCCACCUCUAAAACACAGGAGACAGUGGUUCAACCAGAAGAGAAACAACCAAUUAAGUGUAAGGAUGUCAAGAAGACCCCAGAAGAAAAUUUCCCUGCAACAUCAAUUUGCAUGACUUCAGAAUCAUCCACUGAAAAUGUGGAUGAAAAACAUGAUAGUUCUGUGCUGGAAAAACACGGUGAUCAGGCAGACUGCUAUGAAAAGGAGACCUUUAUCAAUGAAAAUGUUAUCUCUGCUCCUCAACUGGUCACUGAAAAUGAAUCCAUCUCUUAAACACAGGAGACAGCGGAUGAGCUACCGGAGAAAGAGCCAUUAACAUGUAAGGACAAGCACAAAACAAUACAAUGUCUAACUGUCUGAAUCAGACAACAUCCAGGUGGAGAAGUUAACUGAGGUCUCUGACAAUCAAACUCAGGAAAAUGUACCUGAGGUCUCUAACAACCAAACGCCAGAAGUUAUAGGCUACAAAAAUCAAAGUUACAACAACUCUCAAUCCCCAUCUCUUUGCUUAACUCUUAUCCAACACAACCACAAAAUGUACUUAAACUGAUUAUUGACCUUUAACAACAUGUUAUCUUUUUCCAAAAGACCAUGUAACGUUUGUGGCUCUGAAUGAGUUUUAUUUCACUGGGUGAAAAUGGUUCCUUUGAUUGUAAAUGUUUCAGACCUGCAGUCUAAAAUACACAAUCCCAUCAAAAUACAUUAAAGUCUUUGGAUGUAAAGUAAUUUGGAAAAGCUCCAGGGUUGUUCAGGCUUUUGUAAAGCACUCUGUCAGUGAAACACUGUUUUACUCUAAAUUUAAUUAAACCAUAAAACCUCUGGCUACCUCAGUGUUGCUCUCUGUAUUAUUAUGAGGGAAAAGUACAGUUCAGGAAUUUAUUAGAAAUGCUAGUUUGACAGAAGGUUUUGCAUCAUGGGCCAGAACACGGAUUAGAAAGGUUUUUGGGUAGUAGGGAGUCCGGCGUUUGAUGUUGCCUCGCUGUCACCAGAAGCAGCGAUAAGGAGAUUCUGCACAUACCUGUUAUCUCCGCUGCCUGUAUAUCCGCGACACUAUAACACCCACUGCCUCCAAGAACGAAUAAGAGUGAGGACUGCUGUGAUAACAACUCAUUUUCCAAGCAUUGUUGAGAUUUGACGACUUACAGAAAGCCCAUAGUGAGUUGCUCUCCUUACUGUUUUUUUAUCUAAUAGCCUCAUGUAGUUUGCUUGAGUCACCCACAUGUCUCAUUUCAGAUGUCAGCAUCUCUAAUUGGACUUGCUCUUGUCCUGCUCGCCUUUCCGGAGCACGCUGUGAUGAGUACACCAUUUGGCAACAACUCAGAAACUGCAUAUUUGGGUUCAGCAUACAUCCAUCAGGCUCUUCAGAGAGCCAUUGAGCUGACGGAUGCUGCCUAUGCCCACACGUCUGAGAGGGUGAAGAAGUCUUAUACUGAAGGUGCCCUCAAACCCAGUGACCUACUGGCCCAGUUUAAACAGAUUGAAACCAGAACCCGGACUCACAUUCGCGCUGCUGAGCUGCUGGACAACACAGUGGAGCUGAUCCGAGAGAUGGUCUACACCAACUCGAUGGUGCAGCCCAAGCCGUAUGAGCUUUUGAGUGAAGGAGACGUGGAGAAUCUGCUGCAGAUGACCGGUUGCUCUGCUGAGCUGCACACCCUCAGCUGUCAGACAGGCUGCAUGUCUGAGCGCUACAGGUCCAUCACAGGCGAAUGCAACAACAGACAACAUCCAAGAUGGGGUGCUGCAAACAUCCCAUAUUCCCGCUGGCUGCCUCCAGAAUAUGAGGAUGUGUGGGGGACGCCCAGAGGCUGGGACCCUGAACACACCUACCAUAACGUCAGCCUGCCUCCUGUGAGGCUCGUGUCGCAGGAAGUGCUGUUUACUCACAACGAUAAAAUCUCUGUGGACUCCACUCUGUCCCACCUGCUGGUGGACUGGGGUCAGUGGAUAGACCACGACAUGGUGCUGACCCCUCAGAGCCCCAGCACAUCCGUCUUCAAGACGGGCGCUGACUGCACCCGCAGCUGCAGCCGGGACUCGCCCUGCUUCCCCAUUCAGAUCCCGCUAUCCGAUCCUCGCAGCGGCGUCCAGAGCUGUAUGCCCUUCUUCCGUUCUGCUCCCAGUUGUGAUAAUGGAGUCCUGCCUCCUCGCCAGCGGGAGCAGCUCAACGCCAUCACCUCCUUCGUAGACGCCAGCAUGGUGUACGGCAGCUCCCCCAGCUUGGCCUCUGCUCUCAGGAACCACUCGUCUCCUCUGGGCUCCAUGGCCCUCAACUCCCGGUACUGGGAUGAGGAGUUGCCGUACAUGCCGUUCCUGUCCCGGGUGCAGGCUCACCUGGACCCCUGCGGUCCCCGUAACUCCUCCACCGCGGGGGCGUCGAGCAGAUCGGCACUCAGGGAGAACACCACUUCAUGCUUUCAUGCCGGGGAUUCAAGAGUCAAUGAACAUCUGGGACUGAUUGUGCUGCACACACUCUUUCUGAGAGAGCACAACCGGCUGGUGAAGGAGCUGCACCAGCUCAACCCUCACUGGAGUCCAGAGACCCUCUAUCAGGAAGCGAGGAAGAUCAUCGGAGCCAUCCACCAGAUCCUAACCUGGGAGCACUACCUGCCACGGGUGCUUGGUGAGAGCGCCAUGUCCCAGCUGAUGCCCCGCUACCAGAGGUAUGAUCCAGAUGUUGACCCAAGCAUCGCCAACACGUUUGCUACGGCGGCGUUCCGUUUUGCUCACGUCACUGUUCAGCCAGUAGUGAACCGUCUGGGUCCAGAUUACACCUUUAACCCAGAGUAUCCCCCUCUGCCUCUGCAUCACUCACUGUUUGCUUCAUGGAGGGUCAUACAGGAAGGUGGUAUCGACCCAGUGCUGCGAGGCAUGCUGCUGUCUCCCGCCAAGCUGCAGACUGCAGGUCAGAUGAUGGUGGAGGAACUCACAGAAAGGCUGUUUCAGGCGCAGGGGGGGAUGCCUCUGGACCUCGGGGCCCUGAACCUGCAGAGGAGCCGGGACCACGGCCUGCCUGGGUACAGCUCAUGGCGCCAGUUCUGUAAUCUUUCUGUUCCCAACACGAUGUCAGAUCUGGCCAAAAUUUUGGGGAACUUCACUUUGGCUCAUAAAUUUGAGCUUUUAUACGGAACCCCGCACAACAUCGAUGUUUGGGUCGGGGCCAUAUCUGAGCCGGCUCUGCCCGGAGGACGAGUGGGACCGCUCCUGUCCUGCCUCCUGACCAGACAGUUCAGAGCACUGAGAGACGGGGACAGGUUCUGGUGGGAGAGAAAUGGAGUUUUCACCAGAACCCAGAGGAGACACCUGCACAACGUCUCCCUGUCCCGCAUCAUUUGUGACAACAGCCACAUCAGCCGUGUCCCUGUGGACCCGUUUUCACGCACCGAGAGCCCUGAAGACAUGCUGGUCUGUUCCCACCCACUCAUCCCCCAUCUCGACCUCGGCCCCUGGAAAGAGCCUCACACAGAUCCCGUCUGUGGCCCGAUACCCAGGAUUCACUCUGGCUACUCUCUGCUCUGCAACUUCACGAUCCUUUAUCAGUGUCGGGUUGGAUUCAGGCUGCUGGGCUCUGCAUCCAUCAGCUGUGAUGCAGAGAGCCAGAAGUGGAGCUCUCCGCCUCCAACGUGUCAAGAUAUCAAUGAGUGUGAGGAGCUGAUUUCUUCUUGUCCACAACAUCUGGAAUGCUUUAACACAGCAGGUUCCUUCGUUUGCUCAGAGCCCUCCCGCCUGUCUGCUGUCUCCAUCGUGGCUGCAGUGAUAGUGGUGAUGGUUGGUGCAGCUGGCCUGGUGCUGCUCCUGAUCUGUUAUCGAAGAUAUUUUCCAAAGUCUGAAGAGUUGAUCUCUGCUGAAUGUAGGCAGGAGAAGAGUUGACCUCUUUUAAUCUGUUUUUAUAUUAAUGUGACUACUCUGAUGGAAAAUUUUGUCCCUUUUAUAAACAAUGUUUUCACUAAGUGUCUGAACAAGUUGUCGUUUAAUUGUAAGCCCCUCCCCACAUGUGAUGUCACGUUUUGUGCCCCACGGUUACGACAGCGUCCAUUCAUAAAACCCCGGGCCAAACUAUUCGUACUCGUCUCCGGCGGUUUGUUGUAAACAAGUCAGUGAAAACAGAAGCCGUUUUAAUCCGGAAACUGGAAAUCUUACAGGAACGAUUGCUCCAAAAACAGAUUUCCUAGUCUUAGUGUGACUGAGCCUGCUUACCGCUUACAAACCUGUUGGGAAACCGCGGGCCAGAAUGUUUUCCUGUCACGGUGACCGGAGAGAAGAGGCAGCCUGGGACCUCACGGCACCACAACAUGUCUGCCAUAUUGUCCAUGCUUGAUUGCCUGCAUGCUGUCCAGUCAAGACUGUUUUUAUAGUUGACUAAUGAGCCAACCAAUUCACUUUGACUUUAUAUGUCAUUGUGCAUUAUUUAUUAAACCAAUAGAACUUUGGACAAAGGAAUAGCUAUAAUCAAACUGUCAGAGAACAGAAGGUAACUAGUAUCAUUUACUUGAGUAACGUUUUGGUAAAAAGUUGACUUUUGGGAGCAGCUUAACUACACAGCAGCCUCACUCUUGAGUAAUAUUAUGUAGUAUCACUACUUAAUUUGAAAGGUAAGAGUAAAUCUUACUCUUACUUGAGUAAAAUGUCUAGAUACUCUACCCACUGUGAGUAACCAGAUACACACAUGUAGUUUGUUAAAGUGAGACCUCUUGUUUCUACACAAGCCUUGCUAUUCUAAUGUUAUUUUUUAUCUACUGAGCAGGUUGUCACUUUUCAAGGUCAAGUAAAUAUACAGUAAGCACCAUAUAUUGUCACCAGAAUUACUUUUUUUUUUACCUUCUGUAAGUAUUAAUGUUAUACAGAGAAACUACUUGGAAAAGUGUUUAUUCUGCUUAAAAUGUAUUUUUUAAAUCAUUUGUAUCAAAUUUUUUUGUCGAAAUACCAGAAUUUGCACAAAACUUUAUAUAUUUGACAUAAAUUCGAUGUUACUCAGUACUUGAGCAGCCUUUUUACUAAAUACG